UCCCGAGUCGCAGUUAGGCUGCAGAGGGAUCCAUGGCUCUUUCCUCCCUCUUCCUCCUGCCUGCCACCACCACUCCCACUUUCCUUCCUUCCAUCAUCAGGACCCCCUCUUCAUCGUCACCAUCUUCUUCUUAUCGCUGCUUCUGUUCAUCUGCAGACCGUCCGAAGGUGGUGGUGACGAGGGAAAAGGGAAAGAAUGGGAAGCUCAUCGAUGCUCUGGGUAAGCAUGGAGUCAGUUGUUUGGAGGUUCCUUUGAUCGAGCACACCCCUGGACCUGAUCUGGAUAAGCUUUCCUCUGUUCUUAGAGACCAGAAAUUUGAUUGGAUUGUCAUCACUUCUCCAGAAGCUGGAUCUGUGUUUCUUGAUGCAUGGAAGGCUGCAGGAACUCCAAGGGUCCAAAUAGGUGUUGUUGGUGCUGGAACAGCAAGUGUCUUUGAGGAUGCAAGUCAGCCUCUUCAACAUUAUUUGGAUAUAGCAUUUUCUCCUUCAAAAGCCAUCGGGAAGGUUUUGGCUUUAGAGCUUCCAAAGUGUGGGACCAAAACCUGUACUGUUCUAUAUCCAGCAUCUGCAAAGGCCAGUAAUGACAUCGUGGAGGUUCUGAUGCAUAGGGGUUUUGAGGUUACAAGGCUAAAUACUUACUCCACGGUUCCUGUUCGAGAAGUAGAUGAGGCUAUUUUAAUUGAAGCGCUGACUCUUCCAGUAGUUGCAUUGGCAUCUCCUUCUACCGCCAGUGCAUGGGUUAGAUUAAUUUCAAAAUCGGAUGGCUGGGACAAUUCUGUCGCUUGCAUUGGAGUAACAACAGCUUUAGCUGCAAAAAAGUUGGGCCUGAAGAAAGUGUAUUACCCAGAGAAUCCAGGCAUCGAAGGGUGGGUGGAGAGCAUUCUUGAAGCAUUGGGUGUUCAUAACCAAAGGGAAGAGGUGUUGGUUGCAUGACAUACGGACAGACUAGAAGUCUACAAGAGGACAACAGACAAGACCGCAAGAGCACAAUGUCGGUCUCUGCUGAAUUACUACAGUUUAUCUGCAGAGAUGGACAGAAACAACUUUUGGAGUAAAAGAGAAGCAAAUUGCGAACAGUGGAACCGUUGCCGGAUGAUACACGUGACAGUUUGUAAAUAUAACAGCAUAUGGUUGGAGAAACCUUGGAAACCAAAAGGAGAGACAGAUCCCCUUUUCUUGUUUAUAUUUGUGAAAAAGAAAAAGGAACAAAGAGUCGAGCGAUCCCUACAACUACCCUGUUCGACGAGCGCUUAGCUCUUCGAACCUUUGGUUUGCAAGGUUAUCACGGCCAGAUUUUUGUAAUAAGCAUGUAAAGUGUACUUGGAUUCACUUGAAGAUCCUCUUGACAUCUCCCAGAGAUGGUAGUGCUGAGCGCUGACACGAAUUUGCUUCUUAUUGCUUGCUAUAAAUUUAGUCAAUUGCUAUAGAAAUACUUUUGAGCAGCAGAUUUUUUA
Molecule: messenger RNA, 1453 nt
Organism: Nymphaea colorata (pocket water lily)
Lineage: Eukaryota; Viridiplantae; Streptophyta; Magnoliopsida; Nymphaeales; Nymphaeaceae
Product: uroporphyrinogen-III synthase, chloroplastic
Exons: 10
Coding region: 33-932 (299 amino acids)
Biological process (GO): uroporphyrinogen III biosynthetic process
Cellular component (GO): chloroplast
Molecular function (GO): uroporphyrinogen-III synthase activity
Source: RefSeq, a predicted model, not a curated record